UUACACGGAGGUCCAUGCGGUGAAUAACUAACCUCUCCUGCCAACAGUCGUGAGUGAGCCAUCUUGGGAGUAGAUGCUCCAGUCCCACUCAACACUUCAGAUGACUGCAAACUUGGCCUACAUCUUGACUGUAAUCUCAUGAGGCCAAGUCAGAACCACCCUGCUAAGCCAGGCCCAAAUUCCUCACCUGUAAAAACUAUGGGGCAGUAAACACAUGUGGUUUUCAGCUGUUAAGCUUUGGGGCGAUUGCUAUGCGGCAACAGGAUACUAACACACUCUCCGACACACGUAGAUCACUGAUCACAAGCUGGUUCACAUUUUGCUGUAACAGGAGCAAAUGACCAGAGCCUGAACUCAACCUUAGGCUUCUCAGAGCAGAUGCCGCAGGAACUGAGCGCCGCGGCAGAACUGGGCUAAGAACCAGGCACACCUUAACCUGGCGGAGAGGCGAGGUGUGUCGUCUGCAGCAUCCCUCUCAGCGCUACCAUUCUCCAGGUACACCUGGAAGGCAUGGGCACAGCCAAGGCGUGCAAGAACCUCGCGUGACACCCGCAGCCCGCGGCAGGCUCGGCGCCUGCGCAGCGCGCUCCUCGAGCUCCCAGGUGGCGCCGUUGAGCGCCGAGUCAUCGAUCGUCAAGUUCCCGAGCACCCUGGCUCCGGGCAGGACGCCAGCCGCCCGCUCGCGGGGUGAGCUCCAGAGGGCGCCCUCAGGAGAGGGGCCGAGUGCUCCGCUUCAAGAGACCCGCCCGCAGCGCGGCCGCCGCGGCGGGGCCUUCUCCCCGUUACCCCUCAGCACCCCUCCAGCACCGGUAGUCGCCGUUUCGGCGCCGCCGCCGCUUGAGACGGGAGCUGUCCGGCCGCGCCGCCGUCACCGUCGCCACCUCCGGGUCCAGGCCCUUGGGCCCCGCCGCCGCCGCCGCCAUGAAGCUGCGGGUGCGGCUUCAGAAGCAGACCUGGCCGCUGGAGAUGCCCGAAACGGAGCCCACGCUGGGGCAGCUGCGUGAGCACUUGAGCGAGGCCCUGCUGCCCACCUGGGGGUACAGUUCUGAUACCCGGUUUGCAAUUACAUUGAACAACAAGGAUGCCCUCACUGGAGAUGAAGAGACCUUGGCUUCAUAUGGGAUUGUUUCUGGGGACUUGAUAUGUUUGAUUCUGGAAGAUGCCAUUCCAGCACCUAACUUACCUUCAUCCACAGAUUCAGAGCAUUCCUCACUCCAGAGUAAUGACCAACCCUCUUUGGCCGCCAGCUCCCAUCAGUCUCGCACACAGGAUGAACAGCGGAGUGACUCAUGCCGAGGAGAGGCAGCCCAGUCUGAUGUCCGGAGUGUUGACAGUAUGUCAGGGCCUAGUCAGAAUUUUGAAGCCGAGUCAAUUCAAGACAUCGUGGACAUGGAAGAAGGCGCGGGUUUCUGUCCCUCGGAACCCAUGCUGUGCAGUGAAGCCGCGGAAGGGCAGGUGCCCCAUUCCCUCGAGACCCUGUAUCAGUCAGCUGACUGCUCCAGUCCCUGUGAUGCCUUGAUAGUGUCCAUACAUCUUCUCAUGUUGGAGUCGGGUUACAUACCUCAGGGGACGGAAGCCAAAGCUAUGUCCAUGCCAGAGAGCUGGAAGUCGGGUGGUGUGUAUAAGCUGCAGUACACGCAUCCGCUCUGCGAGGGCGGCGCUGCAGCUCUCACUUGUGUGCCUUUGGGAAACCUCGUCGUCAUAAACGCUACACUAAAAAUCAACAAUGAGAUUAAAAGUGUGAAAAGAUUGCAGCUGCUGCCAGAAUCUUUUAUUUGCAAAGAGGAAUCAGGGGAAAACGUAGCCAAGAUAUACAAAGAUCUUCAGAAGCUCUCUCGCCUUUUCAAAGACCAGCUGGUGUAUCCUCUUCUGGCUUUUACCCGACAAGCACUGAACCUACCGGAUGUAUUUGGGCUGGUGGUCCUUCCAUUGGAGCUGAAACUACGGAUCUUCCGGCUUUUGGAUGUUCGUUCUGUCCUGUCUUUGUCUGCAGUUUGUCAUGACCUGUUUAUUGCGUCAAAUGACCAACUUCUGUGGAGGUGUUUAUACCUGCGGGAUUUUCGAGAUGGUACUGGCAGAGGUCGAGACACAGAUUGGAAAGAACUGUACAAGAAGAAGCACAAACAAAGGAAAGAAGCUCAGAGAGGGCGGCACGUGAUCUUCCCGCCGUUGUCACCCCACCCCAUUCCAUUUUAUCCCAACCCCUUGCACCCUAGGCCUUUUCCUCCUAGCUCUCUCCUUCCUCCAGGAAUUAUUGGUGGUGAAUAUGAUGAAAGACUAACACUUCCCUAUGUUGGGGACCCAAUCAAUUCACUCAUCCCAGGACCUGGGGAGGCACCGAGCCAGUUCCCUCCACUCAGACCACGUUUUGAUCCGAUUGGCCCAUUUCCAGGACCUAACCCCAUCCUGCCAGGGCGAGGUGGCCCCAAUGACAGAUUUCCCUUAAGACCCAGCAGGGGUCGGCCAACUGACAGCCGGCUACCAUUCAUGUGACUGAUUUGUCAUCUCACUUCUGGAGCUUGUUUGCCUUUGCUUUUUAAACCUACAGGUGUCAUCCUGUCGGGGUGCUCAUCGCCAGUGUUCUCUGAUUGCAGUGCUGAUAGGGGUCCGCACAGAAGCCUUGCAGUAAAUGCCUAUUUUAAACCCCAGGCUGGAAGGGUCGUGGGAGCAGGUGGUUACUGACGUCCCCCCUCUGAAUUCCCCUCUAGGAUGAAGGUUGUUCACUGAUAAUGUUCUGCAUCAGAUUAAAAAAAAAAGUUACAUGUAAAUUUC
This is a messenger RNA of Rhinolophus ferrumequinum (greater horseshoe bat), 2772 nucleotides long. RefSeq names its product F-box protein 7 (gene FBXO7). The transcript has 9 exons. The record is from RefSeq and is a predicted model, not a curated record. Gene Ontology annotation, molecular function: protein kinase binding. Bases 922 to 2493 code for a protein of 523 amino acids. Gene Ontology annotation, biological process: autophagy of mitochondrion; positive regulation of autophagy of mitochondrion. Lineage: Eukaryota; Metazoa; Chordata; Mammalia; Chiroptera; Rhinolophidae.